Populus nigra (black poplar) is the source of this 1342-nucleotide messenger RNA. Its product is annotated as nuclear cap-binding protein subunit 1-like. Gene Ontology annotation, biological process: nuclear-transcribed mRNA catabolic process, nonsense-mediated decay; mRNA export from nucleus. The record is from RefSeq and is a predicted model, not a curated record. Gene Ontology annotation, cellular component: nucleus; nuclear cap binding complex. Gene Ontology annotation, molecular function: mRNA binding; RNA cap binding. Lineage: Eukaryota; Viridiplantae; Streptophyta; Magnoliopsida; Malpighiales; Salicaceae. The transcript is spliced from 6 exons. The coding region runs from base 152 to 496 and encodes 114 amino acids.
UUGUUGGGUUAAUGAAUCUCAACUCCCAAGAAUCGCAUUAACAUGAUUACCCCACAUGUUCUCUUGGAUAAAUUGAUGCACGAGAUCAGUGGUUGAACUCGUGAAUGCACAAAUUCAUAAUUGAUUUCUAGUUCAGUGGUUGAACUCGUGAAUGCACAAAUUCAUUGUUGGCUUACUGAACUCUGAGAAUGAGGACUUCGUGAAGAAAAUGGUGGAGACAACUCAAGAUAAUUUUCAGCAAGUUCCUGAAGAGAUUGAGAGUGUCAUGAUUGGUAUAGAAGCAUAUUUGAGCAUCAAAAAGCAUAAUUCUGACACCGGUUUGUCUUUUUUUGAAGAUGAUGAUGAAUCUGGGAGUGAUGUUGUCGAGAAGGAUUUCUUGGAAGAUUUAUGGGGUCGGAUUCAAGUACUAUGUGGCAAUGGAUGGAAAGUUGACAGUGACAGAAAAUUUUAUUCAAAAUGGAUGACUGUCAGUACCCAGACCUCAUCUCUUGUUUGAACUUUGAAGCUCAGCUGUUUGCUGGGAAGACUUAUUAGUUUGGUCCCAUUAACACUCCAGAGCAACCCGAGCCGCUUCCAGAAGUUUCCGGGGUACUUUAUGGUAAACAGAAGCACAAGCACGAUGCAGAGUUAAAGUAUCCUCAAAGGAUACGCAGGCUUAAUAUAUUUCCUGCCAGUAAAACGGAGGUACCAUAUGAUUCAUAUUGUGGAUGCUUGUAUUUGAUAUAUCAACAUUUUCAUUCUUUGAUCUCUAUAUAUCCUGUACGGUUUUGCUUUGGUUCUGGAGCUGGUAAUCACCCCCCCCCCCCCUCCUCUCAACCAACAGAAACACUCUCUUCUGGGAUGCAUAUAUAACUGUUGUGAUUUUUUUAAGCAUUAUAAAGAUGACCUUCAGACGGGAAUUGAAUGUUUCCCUUUAGCAUCUGACCCCUGCUUUACAUCAGUACCUUACUUUGCACCUGACCUUUUCCAUCAAAUCUGUCUUGGACAUGGGAGAUAAAAGAGGAAGGAGACUGUAUGAGUUUCGUUGUUAACCUGCCUGUAUUUCGUGUGAGUUAUGCAAGCAGAGGUUUUCCCAUUAUCACAUAACAAUUGACAGUGGGACUGCAAGUAUUGAAACCAGAAUAUUGUAGUCUAUUUUGUGCUACAUUUAGUUUUGCUUGUUCUUGUAAAAACAAUUUAAGCUGCAUUUCCCUGUUUAUUUGGAUAACAGGAUAUGCAGCCAAUUCGAUCGCUUGAUUGUAGAAGAGCACUUGCUGGAUGUGCUUUUGUUCCUCAAUGGAUGGUUUAUUUAAUGGAUAUUGAGCAACAAAGAAAAUGAAAAUUAUGUGAAUCUAUUUAUUUA